Dentiscutata erythropus is the source of this 756-nucleotide messenger RNA. Lineage: Eukaryota; Fungi; Glomeromycota; Glomeromycetes; Diversisporales; Gigasporaceae. The record is from the annotation of a GenBank genome assembly.
AUGACCAAACAAAAACACUCUGCACUUAGCAAGAAGUUAACAACUCACGAACAAAUACAACCACCUCUUAAUUGGGAAGAUGUAUACAAAUGCAUCAAAGACUAUAGAAAAACUGCAAUUGCUCCCGUUGAUACAAUGGGUUGCGAAAGAUUAGCUGACAAACCAAAUGACGUUAUUACGCCUCAGACUUCCAGAUUUCAGAGUCUCAUAGCACUGAUGCUCUCAUCGCAAACUAAAGAUCAAGUUACUGCUGCAGCUAUGCAAAACCUUCGUCAACAACUUAAAGGAGGCCUAAAUAUGGAAAGUAUAAUGCAAGUAGAUGAGGAAUUCCUAGAUCAAUGUAUUUCAAAAGUAGGAUUUCACCGUAGAAAAGCAAAAUAUAUUAAGCAAGCUGCGAAAAUCUGUAAGGAAGAAUAUGAUGGGGAUAUCCCCAGUAGUGUGGAAGGAUUAAUGAAAUUACCGGGUGUUGGUCCAAAAAUGGUUGGCAUACCUUUGCAUGCACGUGGCGUGGAAACAGGUAUUGGCGUAGAUGUUCAUGUACAUCGUAUCGCAAAUCGAUUAGGUUGGUGUCGAACUGAAAAGGAAGGACCAGAAGCUACUCGUCAGGCAUUGGAAUCCUGGUUUCCAUAUUCGUUUUGGCAAGAAAUAAAUCCAAUGUUUGUUGGGUUUGGUCAGAUUACAUGCUUGCCAAGAUAUCCAAAGUGUUUAGAGUGUCCAGUAAGAAACGAAUGUCCUUCAGCAAGUAAAAAGGGCUAA